AUGCUCACAGAACCAAGAAAACGCCAUAAUGGGCAACUUCAAGCGUGCGAACCAUGUCGCAAGGCCAAGAUUCGCUGUGACCAUGGGAGCCCAAAAUGUUCGCGUUGUGUCCUGCGCAGCCUGAACUGCAUUUAUCACCCUGCUCCUAUGACCAAGCGCCGAGCUCCAACUUCCCACACGCCUAUACACUUCGACGCAACACUGCCCGCGGACCUACUGACUACUCAAAAUGUCUCUAGCUCUUUCCAGAUUCCAACUGAAUCUUCGAUUGGGGCAGGGAUAUCUCUCCCUCCUACAGAUCCGAGCCCCGCUGCGAGUUCGGGGCUAACAGCCCGUUCCAGCGCAUCGAAACGGAACAUGCUAUUCCAAGAGGAGUUGGGCCAACAUGAGACGACCCGAUUCUCUGCUGUCUUUGUUGAAAACCAAGAUAGCUUUGGCGCAGUGAUGCUUGAUGCAGCUAACUCCAAUCACCACGAGCUAGGCCGCGAACCUGAUGUAACGGCCAGGUCUCGCGUGGAGUUGGCUGUCAGAACACUGCUGAAUUUUCCCUCUGCUCGUACGUGUGACAUGAUAAUGACAGGAAUCCAUCAUAUCUACGAUGUGUGGCUGUCCCCCACCAUGAUCCAGCAAUGCCUGAAACAAGUAUGGACAGAAUAUGCCAGUGAGCUGGGUGAGCUCCGGACAAGAGAAUCAGUAUCCAGGGUAGCAAAUGAUUUAUUUCUCAACCACAAGAGACCUCACUCAACACCUGAAUGCGAUGUCACAAGCGAUUACGACCAUGCUUCCUGGAUGAACUGGUUUAGUGGACCUAAUCUGCGAUGGGAGAUGAUCGGAAUCCUCUUCAGCUGGGCUGGAAUUGCAUUCAGAUGCAAACAAGAGUGGGACCCGGUAUUUGAUCUACCCGAGCAGUGUGGACGGAAUCGCAACACUGCUGCAGACAAGAUGAGAGAAUGUGCCGCUGCCUGUAUAAGGCUUUGUGAAGGGAGCUUUGAAAUCAGUGACAUCAUGGUUAUUUGCAUGAAGAAUAGCACCAGGCUACAAGCCAUUAUUAUCAGUGACGAGAGUGACCGUGUGCGGGUCGACUACGGGACUGUUCGCAGUGCUUUUAUAAGCGCAGGAUUGCACCGCCUGGCUCCUGUGAAGGAAAUAACGCCAUUUUCUCAGCACCGAGCAUCACUUGCUUCGUCGAUGUAUUACCUCGACAAAAGUCACAGUUUGUUCAAUGCCCGACCACCUAUGCUCAGUAACCGUUACUGUCAAUGCCCUCUUCCGCUGGAUUUAUGCGAGGAAGAUAUAUAUGGGGGCCGAGAAAGACUGACUGCGGCCAUUGCAAAACUUGACUCGGAUGGCUGGAACACAGAUGGUCGCAUAUUCACAACAACGUGGCUUCGAGCACUGGCAAUGCUUAGUCCUAUCCGGGAGGGAAUCUUGGAAUUAACUCUUAGUGUCAAUUCGACGUUUACCAAGUCCCAGGUAGAAGACCUAAAAGUCCAGUUGGGGAAGAUAGUUGCUUCGUAUCCUCCGCACAUCCAGUACCAGGAGAACUCUGGAUGGACUCCGCAGUCAAGCUCACGACUCAAUGAACGGAGCGCCCAUGAAGUGUAUAUGACUACCCGCAUACAACUUGAUGUAUUGCAAUGUCAGUUCCUCCUCCAACGCCUACUUGUAUCGCGGCAAUUCAGUGGUGGCCAAGAUUUGUUCGAUAUCGCCCAAGAGACAAUGUCUGUUAUCCUGUCUCUCUGGCUUAAUCGAGAUCGGCUGCAAGAAUUUCAUCACGCCUUUGAUUGGAUUGCAGUAUCAUAUGGAAUGCCCUGCGCGGGAAUUCUAUGUGUCGAGCUUCUUCGAGCAAGUAAUAUAGUACCACCAGCGCCACCAAGUGAACUUCCAUCGACGGCCUCCUCUCGCGACCGUGUUAGAUUCUCGCGGUCGGAUGUCGUCCAAAAUCUGGUCAUUUUCAGAGCCUUGCUUGACUGGAUACGGCCCACGGAUAAUAAUGCGCAGCUUAGCAAGAAAUUCAAGACAGUUUUGCAGAGAAUAAUUGACGCUGUAUUUGAUUCUUUGGGAUCGUCAUCUGGCAUGCAAACACAAGACAUGCUGAGUGAACAGCAGAUUCAGAGACACUACGGUCCGCAAGAUCAGCAGUCUCCGAGUCAAAAUAUACCUACUGCGACAGACAGAGAGCAUUCUAUUGACCCUGAGCUGAACACAUUCAAUGAUAUGGAUUGGCUGAACACCGUUGAUUGGACUCAGGGUGGUUGGCUUGAAUUCGGCAAUCUCAGCGGACCAACAGUUCCAACUCCUCAGUCUUGA
Penicillium vulpinum is the source of this 2310-nucleotide messenger RNA. RefSeq lists its product as uncharacterized. Gene Ontology annotation, biological process: regulation of DNA-templated transcription. NCBI's taxonomy places the organism in Eukaryota, Fungi, Ascomycota, Eurotiomycetes, Eurotiales, Aspergillaceae. The transcript is spliced from 4 exons. Gene Ontology annotation, cellular component: nucleus. Gene Ontology annotation, molecular function: DNA-binding transcription factor activity, RNA polymerase II-specific; zinc ion binding. The coding region runs from base 1 to 2310 and encodes 769 amino acids. The record is from RefSeq and is a predicted model, not a curated record.